CCCAAGAACCAAAGCAUGGCGAUGCACUGAACACUCGGACGAAUGAUGUGUAGGUAUACCGACCUCCACACAAGUAGCCUACUGUAAACAUUAUCACCGGGCUCUGAUGAGACUCAUUAGACAGUAGCCUACGGAUUAUCAAUCAGAAAUUAAUCCCGUUUCUUGUAUCGGUUCCAACUGAGCUGCCACAGUUUGUUUUGCUCUGAGUGUGCAACAGAGGGCUUUAUUUUUCUCCCACAGAGGUGAGCGGGGGUGGAGGGGAAGAGAGGGGCAGUUCUUCUCUCCACAGAGACACACACGCGCGCCUCGCAAUUGCCUCUCCUAACUAGAACGUGCGCGGGCAACACAAGAAGGUUCUCGCUCACUUCUUUAGCUUGUUCACUCAUGUGCUGCACACCCCCCUGCGCCUGCUGCCAGAGCGGAGGCUGUGACUGGCGCUUCGGCUGCAUUGCAUUCCCGGGCUGAGGACAGGAGGUAGUGGCUCGCGCCGCGCUGGCUCCUGGGGAGAGGAUAGUCAGUACGCGCCGGCGGGAUCUCGGAUGAACACGGGCGUCCGUCGUUCUUCAUUCCGCGCCCCCCUGACAGUCAGUCGUCAGCACUGCCUGCACUCAUGACUUUACAGACUCUCCUGAUCUAUGGGCUCGGAAUUACGCUGGCACUGGUGGCGUUGUUCACCUCACAAGCACAUGGUCUGCAAUGCUAUGGCUGCAACAUCAUCCACGGGCAGCGGUACGUGGACAUUGGCUGCGCCAACCCAGAAGUUAUCACCUGCACACACUCCCACAAGGGCUUCAAGCACCGCUUCUGCAUCAAGACAGAGAGCACGGCGCUUGGCAUCGUCCUGACAAGCGGCUGUGCUACAUCUCGACACUGUCAGCAACAGGAGCUGCCUGGGGUUCGGAUCCAUUGCUGCGAUUCGGAUCUGUGCAACAGCUCCUCCUGCUGGCGAGCAAAUGGACUACAUUAUGUCUGUGCGAUACUCAGCUUGCUGCUGUUAUGGCUGCGGUUAUAAUGUGAUGCCUGAAAAUAUGGACUUGACAUUACGUCAUUUCUUUGUGUUGCACCAAGCAGAAGUUUGUUCGAAAUUUUAAGAUGACGAUAAUGACUUGCAUGACCUAUUCAAGGUGUUUUUUUUUUCACAAAAUAAUUUAGAUACAGUUGAUUGUGAUAAAUGCAGUGAUAAAAUUCAAAGGAUAGGUUAUAUUAUUACAACUAUUACCACCAGUUAAUUUCAGUCAUUUCAUAUGUUAAUAGUCAUAGUUUGUUUCCAGAGAAUAACACCCAAGAGCCUAUGAGCGCUCCAAAUGUAAAUAUUCUGUAUCAAAGAGUAUUGAUUUUCUUGAAGACUUUAUUUAUUAUCUAUUUAUUUAUUUUAUUAUUUUGUAUAUAUUGACCAUCAAUUGCACUUCAUUGUUAAAGACAUACAUCGCAAAAGAUGUAGUGCUUUGUUUAAUGGCAAACUCUUGAGUCAGUGUGGGUUCUCAUUGGGCACAUUCUUGUUUUGUUACAGUAUGCUUACUGCAGAGCAAGUGCUGGAGAUGUAUGACUUUGCAUGUGUUUUAUUUGUAAUGACCAGAGUUUAUAUGUCAACACAGUGCAGUGAGGUGAUAUUUUACUAAGUGUAUUAAAGGAUUUUAAAAGUAA
Messenger RNA from Alosa alosa (allis shad), 1644 nucleotides. RefSeq lists its product as uncharacterized. The transcript has 3 exons. The record is from RefSeq and is a predicted model, not a curated record. Bases 611 to 1012 code for a protein of 133 amino acids. Lineage: Eukaryota; Metazoa; Chordata; Actinopteri; Clupeiformes; Clupeidae.